Closterium sp. Yama58-4 is the source of this 5550-nucleotide messenger RNA. Lineage: Eukaryota; Viridiplantae; Streptophyta; Zygnematophyceae; Desmidiales; Closteriaceae. The record is from the annotation of a GenBank genome assembly.
AUGCCCACGUCAGCGUCCGCCUCGGAAGCCCGCCGGGAAUUCCGCUUCUGCAUCGAUCGCGGCGGCACGUUCACCGACAUUUACGCCGAGGUUCCUGGCGACCCGCCCUUCCGCGUAGUUAAACUGCUUUCCGAGGACCCUCUUAACUACGAUGACGCGCCGCGAGAAGGAAUUCGCCGCAUUCUUGAAGAGGUCACGGGCGAGAAGAUUCCACGAAACGCGCCGCUUCCUACGGAGCGAAUCGAUUGGAUCCGCAUGGGGACCACCGUCGCGACGAACGCGCUGCUGGAGCGCGCCGGCGAACGGACGGCUCUCUGCGUGACACGUGGCUUUCCGGAUCUGCUGCGGAUCGGCAACCAGGCGCGGCCGCGCAUCUUCGAUCUGACGGCUCGGCGCGCUUCACUGCUGUACGAGGAGGUGGUGGAGGUGGAGGAGCGCGCGCAGGUGCUUCCGGGGGAAGAGGCGCAGGGGGAGGGCCUGGGGAAGGGGGGCGGCGGGGGGGAGGCGGAAGGCGGGGGAAAGGUUGGGGAGGGUGAGGCUGACGGGGGGGAGGAGGGGGGAAAGCGCACGGUGCGCGGAGUUUCGGGGGAGCUAGUGCGCGUGCUAGUGCCGCUUAACAUCGAAAAGACUCGAGCCGCGCUGGAGAAGGUGUUGGCACGUGGCAUCAAGUCAUUGGCCAUCGCGUUCCUCCACUCGUACACCUUCCCAGACCACGAGUGCGCAGUGGCGGCUUUAGCGCGGGAGAUGGGCUUUAAUCAGGUCUCUGCGUCGAGCGAUCUCGUUCCAAUGGUCAGGAUCGUGCCACGUGGACACACUGCCUGCGUGGACGCGUAUCUGACCCCUGCUAUACGCACCUACGUGGGGAAGUUCUUAGCAGGGUUUGACUCGGGUCUUGCUGACGUGGCAGUGUCGUUUAUGCGGUCGGACGGAGGGUUGACUCCCGCCCAAGCCUUUACGGGUUACCAAGCCAUCCUGUCAGGUCCGGCAGGAGGCGUGGUUGGGUUUGCCCGAACCACAUUCGAGUUUGAGGCUCGGGAAAUGGAGGGUCUGGAAGGACUCCUGUCUGACGUCAGCAGCAGCAAAGAAAACAGCCAAAACGAUAACGACCAUACAAAAGACGACUCUAUUGGUGCUGAUACAGCAGCAGAGGGAGCGAUGAGGUGUCGCCCCGUGAUUGGCUUUGACAUGGGUGGCACAUCUACUGACGUGUCAAGAUACGCAGGUGGUGCAUACGAGCAGGUUCUAGAAACCACCACUGCCGGCAUCACCAUCCAAGCCCCCCAGCUCGACAUAAACACUGUAGCAGCGGGCGGCGGCUCUCGUCUUUUCUUCGAGUCGGGCAUGUUACGUGUGGGGCCCGCGUCAGUGGGAGCCCAUCCCGGCCCGGUCUGCUACAGGAAGGGCGGGCAGCUGGCGGUGACAGAUGCCAACCUGCUAUUGGGCCGCGUGCUGCCCGAAUAUUUUCCUGCCAUUUUUGGGCCAAAUGAGGACCUCCCAUUGGACGAGCAGGCGGCAAGGGAGGCAAUGGCUGAGCUGGCAAAAGAAGUGAGCCGCGGGAUGGGUGGGGGGGAGGGUGAGGGGGGCAAGGAGGGGGAGGGGGGGCAGGAGUCAGGGCAGGGGAGAAUGUCAGUAGAAGAGGUGGCGAUGGGGUUUAUCCGCGUGGCAAACGAGGCAAUGUGCCGGCCAAUCAGAGAGCUCACCGAGGCUCGGGGACACGAAACCAGCUCGCACGUGCUCGCUUGCUUCGGCGGCGCCGGACCUCAGCAUGCGUGCGCCAUCGCCCGGUCCCUCGGGAUCUCCACGGUGUUUGUGCAUCGGCUGUGUGGGAUUUUAAGCGCGUACGGCAUGGGGUUGGCAGAUCGGGUGGUUGAGAUGCAAGAGCCUGCUGCCGAGGUGUGCUCCAAUGAGAGCCUGCCACGUGUGCUGGCCCGGGCGGCGCGGAUGGAGGAGGAAGUGCGGGUGGCGCUGUGCGGACGGGGGAGUGAGGGGGGUGGGAGUGAGGGAGAAGGAGAGGGAGGAGAGGGAGGGGAGGGGAGGAGAGAGGGCGGUGAGGAGGCAGGGGUGUGGACGCAGGUGCUUCUGAACCUUCGUUAUGACGGCACUGACACGGCCCUCAUGGUGGAAGCACCACCCACACACUCUCUCCCCUCCACCACGCCCUCUUCCACCUCUCCUUCAUCCACCAUUCCCCCUGCCACCCACCCGGCAGCGUCGUUUGACUUCCUGGGCGCGUUCAAGCGGCGGUUUGAGCGCGAGUUCGGGUUCGACCUGCAGGGCGACCGGCGCGUGCUCAUCGACGACGUGCGAGUCAAGGGCGUGGCUCCCUCCGGCGUGCUGCAGCAGACCGCCAUUCCCAGGGCUGGGGGAAGUGAAGUGGGGGAUUCAGAAGGAGGCUUGGUGGCAGCAGGGGCGUUAGAGGCGGAGGCAGUGCAGCACCGGGUGUACUUUGAAGGCGGCUGGCGGCAGACGGCAGUAUUCCGGCUGGAGAAGCUGCGGUGGGGGCAUGUGGUGGCUGGGCCGGCAGUGAUUCUGAAUGGGACGAGCACUGUGGUGGUGGAGCCGGGGUGCAGUGCUGGGAUUACCAAGUAUGGCAAUAUCGUCAUUGCUGUGGGGCACACGUCGCAUGACAGUGAUGUCGAGGGAGGAGCAGCAGCAACAGCUGCAUCAGCAGCAGGAGCAGGAGCAGGAGCAGGAGCAGGAGCAGGAGCAGCAGCAGCAGCAGGAGCAGGAGCAGCAGCAGCAGCAGCAGCAGCAGAGGCUAGAGGAGCAGAAGCAGCACCACUAUCAACAGGAGCCUUCCCUUCCUCCUCCCCCGCAGUCCCCUGGGACGUGGUGCGGCUGUCCAUCUUCGGCAAUCGCUUCAUGGGCAUCGCGGAGCAGAUGGGGCGGACGCUGCAGCGCACCGCCAUCUCAACCAACAUCAAGGAGCGCCUCGACUUCUCCUGCGCGCUCUUCUCCCCGGAUGGGGGCCUCGUGGCCAACGCUCCCCACGUGCCGGUGCAUCUGGGGGCUAUGUCGGAUACGGUGAGAUGGCAGCUGGAGUAUUGGGGGAGAGGGGCGGGGGUGGCGGAGGGCGGGUUGAAGGAAGGGGAUGUGCUUGUAACGAAUCAUCCCUGUGCUGGGGGGAGUCACCUGCCGGAUAUCACUGUAGUCACGCCGGUGUUUCGCGAGGGUAGGAUUAUUUUUUUUGUCGCGAGUCGCGGGCAUCAUUCGGAGAUUGGGGGAAGUACCCCUGGGAGCAUGCCGCCGUUUUCACGGAGUAUUUGGGAGGAGGGGGCGGCGAUUCGGACAAUGAAGCUGGUGAAGGGAGGGGUUUUCCAGGAAGAGGCGAUUCGAGCGGUGCUGCUGGAGGGACAGGUGUUGGAAGGGGUGAUGGCAGGUGGAGCGGGGUUGAGUGGGUCCGAACAGGUCGGUGGAAGAACAGUGCGGCGUGUGCCGGGCACACGCCGCAUCGAGGAUAACCUAUCAGAUCUGCGGGCACAGGUGGCGGCAAAUCAGCGGGGCAUUGAGCUUAUAGGGGAGCUGGUGGAGGAGUGUGGGCUGGAAACGGUGCUAGCUUAUAUGGGGUACGUGCAGGUGAAUGCGGAGCAGGUGGUGCGACGCAUGCUCACCCGCACUGCCCUGAAACACCUAGAGAGCCAGAAGCAGGCGUCUCAGGAGCCCGCCUCACAGGAGGCUUCACAGGAACAGCGAAAGGCCUCCAAGCAGGCGUCCCAGGCGUCCCAGGCGUCCCAGGCAUCCCAGGCACAGCAGGGUGCAGCUGACAAGACCCUACCAUCUGAUGGUGACGGUGAGCGUGAUGCGGAUGGGCAGCAGGUGGUGGUGCUGCAAGGAGAGGACCGCAUGGACGAUGGCUCAUUGAUCCGCCUGCGCAUCUCCAUCCACCCUUCCUCCGGCUCAGCCCACUUCGACUUCACAGGCACCAGCCCUGAGGUCUACGGCAACUGGAAUGCCCCUACUGCCGUCACCACGGCUGCUAUAAUCUACUGCCUGCGCUGCCUGGUGGAUUCGGAUAUACCCCUCAACCAGGGGUGCCUGGCGCCUGUAAGGAUUACUCUCCCGCUGCAUUCGCUGCUCUCGCCGAGUGACACUGCUGCUGUUGUGGGCGGGAACGUGCUGACGUCGCAGCGGGUGACGGAUAUCAUUCUCGCCACGUUUGCCGCGGCGGCGAACUCGCAGGGGUGUAUGAACAACCUCACGUUCGGCGAUGGGACUUUCGGGUAUUAUGAGACGAUAGCAGGAGGGGUGGGGGCGGGGCCGGCAUGGCAGGGAGAAGACGGGGUGCAGAGCCACAUGACCAACACCAGAAUUACAGACCCUGAGGUGCUAGAGAGACGCUAUCCUGUGCUUCUGAGAAGGUUCAGGCUGCGGCAGGGGAGCGGCGGGAGUGGGGAGAGGCGGGGCGGGCAUGGGGUGGAGCGGGAGGUGGAAUUUCUACGGCCUGCUACUGUCAGUAUGCUGUCUGAGAGGCGGGUUUUGGCGCCGAAUGGGGGCGCGGGCGGCGGGUGUGGUGCGAGGGGGUUGAAUCUGCUGCGGAUCACGCGGGAUGGGAGGGUGGUGAAUUUGGGAGGGAAGGCGAGUGUGGGGGUGGAGAGGGGGGAUACGCUGCUGGUGUGCACGCCCGGGGGAGGGGGGUGGGGCUUGGUUGGUGCAGCGGGGUAUGUGCCAAGUGCAGAGGCGAGCUGGCCUAAGUUCAGCUCGGGUUUGGGCGAAGAGGAGUUCCUUGGGCAGCCAGCGCCUGACACGUCUUCGUCCGAAGAUCCAGAGAGUGGUGGUGCCGCAUCAUCCGAUGAAAGUGUUCCCUAUCCUCUCCCUCGCUUUCCCAAUGAUGUGCUGCGCGAUGUCGACCCUGCCUCAGUGACCCGUGAUGCUGUAACCCCCGAUUCCCGCAACAGGGUCAACAAGCACAAGCGCCACGCUCGCUCAAUGGCGGAGAAGACCUCGUGGCUGACGCGGAUGCGCGAUGAGCACCUCACGGUACGCGAAACUGCACGGAUGGCCGGCGUGCAACCUGUCAGCAUCCGGCGCUGGAAGAAGGUGGCUGAGCAGAUGGCAUCGGCGUCUGGCAGCCGUCUGCGGCUCUCAGGUGGCGGGCGGCGAGCUCGCUACCCCGACAUGGAGCUCUCUGUUUACAAGCAGUUCCUCUCCCACAGGUCGCGGGGACUGGCGGUCCCGAUUAAGCUGCUGCAGACGUGGAGCCGGAUUUUGAUGAAGAACCGGCACCCUGAGAACGUGCUGCUCCCUCAGACGCGCCCCCGCCCAGGCAUCACCCGCAGCAGGGCGCUGCUCGUGUUGGACUCGUACCGUGGGCAUCUCACGGACGCAGUACGGAGCACGCUUCUCUGGCAUCGCAUCACGCCAGCCAUCACUCCUGGCGGGUGCACGCCUCUCCUGCAGCCAUUGGACGUGAGCAUCAAUCGCUCGUUCAAGGCUGGCGUCCGGCAGAUGUACAACGACUGGUUUGCCGAGUACGGCAUCAACACCCUGACCCCUGCUGGUAAGAAACUUCUUCUUUGUGCCUAUUCUGUUUCCAUUCCUACAAAAUUCUAA